AUGGAGCCUCGUGCGCGUGCCGGCAAGAAUGUCGGCAAAAUGAACUUUUCCCACGCCGAACUGGCCCAGCUCCUCUAUGCCCACGGCGAUAUCAAAAAUCCCAUGCCCGAAACGGUUCGCGUUCUCGACGAGAUCCUCACCGACUUCAUGCAGUCCAUCGCCUUUGAGGCGAACCGCGCAGCCAACUACUCCGGUCGACAAAAGAUCAAGUACGAAGACUUUGAGUUUGCGUUUCGGAAGAAUCCCUCGUUUCUAGGAAAGGUCCAGGAAGUGUUUGAGAAGCAAAAGGAAAUUAAGAAGGCAAGAGAGAUUCUGAGGGAUGGAGAGGAUGAGAUCAUGAAAGAUGCGGCUGAGGAAGAGAAGAGAAAAGAGAAGGCGGUGACGAAGACAAAUAAGGUCGAGGAGGAAUUGGGCGAAGCGGACGACGAUGCUGAGGCGGAGGCUGAUGCUCUAGGGAAGAGGAGGUAA
This is a messenger RNA of Trichoderma breve, 468 nucleotides long. RefSeq names its product transcription initiation factor IID, 18kD subunit domain-containing protein. The record is from RefSeq and is a predicted model, not a curated record. Gene Ontology annotation, molecular function: protein heterodimerization activity. Gene Ontology annotation, cellular component: transcription factor TFIID complex. The transcript has 2 exons. Gene Ontology annotation, biological process: RNA polymerase II preinitiation complex assembly; transcription by RNA polymerase II. Lineage: Eukaryota; Fungi; Ascomycota; Sordariomycetes; Hypocreales; Hypocreaceae. The coding region runs from base 1 to 468 and encodes 155 amino acids.